UUACGCAUUCUUCGGUUGGUUUUCCUGUCGCAUCAAAACAAACCGACUUGACAGCUGACGCUGACGUUCCCAUCAUUUGAAUCUAAAUUUGUUUAUUUGGCUUUUUGGUCCAGUUUUUAGCCUUAAAAUUAAUUUUGGCCGACUUAUCACGGUUAUGGACUCCUCAAGCGCUCUUUGAGGUUAUGUCCCCCAACCGUCGAAAUGUCCAUCAACGUGACUGUCUCCGGGAACCCUGUGCGUAUAAAUCGCGGCAAAAUGGUGACUUCUUACGACCCCGUGAAGGCCGAAUUCGACAAACGCCGUUUGAUGCGUCUUGAACAAGUCCGCCAGCAGUCCAAAGACAUUGCUGAGAAUGUGCGUAAUAAACUGAAGAAGGAGAAAAGCAAGCAAUUGUCGCAAAUUGAGAAAGACGGGGAGGUCAGGCUGAAAAACUGGCAAGCGCGGAAAUUGCUAGAAUUGCAAAAUCAGUAUCAAGAGGCGAUUGAGGAGAUCGGGUUGGGGCACAAGGAGGCGGCGAGGGUUGCCGCCGAAGAAGAGGCGUUUUUUGAAGACGAGGAGGUCAGGGAGAGGGUUGCAGAGGAGCGGGGGCGGGAAGCGGUUCAAAGGUUGCAAAUUGAGCGCAAUGAGGAGAGUUUGAAAAGGGCUGUGCCUGUUCAGAGGAAGAAAUUGACACGAGAUGAGGAAAAUAGUCGGUCAAAUGCUGUUGUAAAAAAAGUAAAACAAAAGCAAAGUCCCUUCAAGAAGAAAAAGACACAAGUUUUUGAUUCAGAUAGUGAGAAUCGGGUGCCGCUGCUGGAGGGGUUGGGGGGCGAUUCUGACUGGAAUUCUGAUCUGGGGGGCACGAGGAGGGUCACCGGUGCGCGGAAAGUGGCCACGGAGGUGCAAACAAGUCCCACAAUUUUUGAAAUUCCGACAAGUGAUAAAGCCGCACAAACGAAUAUUCACGAAAGUGCUUUUCCAAGCACAUCCGAAUUUCCUUACGACACUCGAAUUUCCGAACGAAUAAAACGCCGAGCGAUCCUUAAACCGGAAACGGAUUAUUGCAAUUUUGCCGAAAAGGAAGUUCCCCGAGUAAUUGGUUUGUGUCCGUGCUGUUUAUGUCACGGGAAACACCUCCAUGGUGUUGAACCGGUAACAAUUGACGAUCGACCUGACGUUCGGGCCACAUCGGCAAUUACCGUGAGAGAUGAGGGAAAAUCGGAAAAGGGCCAAGCGGAGACGCACCCUCAAAACCUGGACGAUGUAUCUGAGAGUACAGUCCCUCAAAAAACAAAUGCUACGAGCAAAGAGGAUUUAAGUUUGAGGCAAAGCAGGCGUGUGCCUCAAAGGCCGGAACAAGUGACUAAGCCUAAACCAGACAUUCCGACAAAACCGAAAGUCACAUUGAAAUCGACCAAAAAGCGGCCCGAGAAUGUGGCAAGUGGUUCAGGCCCUCAAAAAGUGCAAUUUUACGACCAUCCGAACCGUUACACAAAGUUCUACGUCCCGAAAACAUCACACGUAGAAAAAAUCGACGACGAAAAUAUUAUAAUUUCGCCGAAUGUCUUAAGCGAGGAAGAAAUGUACGAAAAGAUGCGCCAGCGAGACCGUGAGGCGCACCUCCGAGGCCAAGUGGCUUUGGAAAAAGAGCGAAUCCAAAGGGAGUAUCGCGACUUGAUGAAAAAACUCCCAGUUUUACAAAAACAAGAGCGCAUCGCGGAGAUCGGCCUCGAUAAAGAGAAGUACCACAUGUCAGGGGAUCGAUUAGAAGAGUUGGAAAAGAGGAGACAAAACAGACUUGAUAACGCCUAUGAGGAAUUACUAGUGAGUCAAAAGCCGGCUCUUGUGACACUUCCGCGAAAAAAUGACGAUCGGAGUGAAAAUCAUAGUUUAAAUCUAGCCUGGGAUGUCGAUUUCGAGCCCAAAAGUUCAACCAAUCACAACCGUACUGAACAACUGAGUCACUUAUUAACGACUCUGAAGUCGCAAAAAAGUCACUUACUCAAAGAAAUCGAAAAUACUCUAUCGAAAGAAAGCUCGAGUCAGUUCGACGAAGUCAAGUCGAAGUCGACCGAUUACCCCCGACGGAAACGAAGUCGGGACGACCGCCCGAUUUCCCCCACCACCAGCGAUGUGAUCCCUGAAGAGGAAACCACAACGGUCAAGACGAAACCGGGCCGCAAAAGCACCACUGGUGCCCCCAGUCCCCGCAAAAAGCGCAAAACUUCGCGAAAAGUCCUCGUGAAGCAAAACAGCAGCACCCAAACCAGCCCCAAGUCGGGCCGAAGUGUGGCCACCUCGCCCCAUGUGAACACCCCGGUUGAAGAUUCGUGCAAAUGCUCCAAGAAAGACAGUUCGGAGGAAGUCUGCGAGGUGGUGAUUAAAAUCAAAGACGGGGAAAAACCGGAAGUUGUAGUCCAGCCGCCUUUUUCGGAGAAGAGUGUUAAAGUGGUUACGGAAGUCGAGGAGGGAAAAGACGUUGAAAGGCCGGCGUCGUGGCGCGAGGAGUUGACCAGGACUGCGUCCAGUUCCAGCACUUCGUACUUAGAGCCCCCACAGUCGGGGCGCAGUGACUCAAUUUUGAAAAAAAUCGGGGAUAUGUCACGGACUAUGGAUAGUACGGUGUCAAGCGGAGCGAGUGGCAAACAGCUCGAUCCCCGACUUUUGGUUUACAUUAAAAAAUUGCUGAAUAUGUCGAGGGCUAGUAUUGACGAUUUGACGAUCAGUGCAAGUGACGUGUCCACACCCAGCCACAGUGUGGUCGAAACGCCGUCCAACAAUCCGCUUUUGAAACUCUUAAAUGUUAUGAAAUACUACAAUUUGGACGUUGCUGACUUGCAAAAGCAAUUGAGUUACGAGACUGACGACAGUGGUCGGCAUUACAACACUAGUGAGAGUAUUGCUGUAACGACAAGCACCUCCGAGGGUGACAAGUCAGUACAGUUUAAGUCGUGUACAGAGGUGGACACAAGUAGUAAAGUCGAAGGGAGGAAAAUACAGGACUAUGCCAAUAUGGCGGCAUCUUGUACGAAAAAAAUCUCAAGCUUGACGGCAAUGAUUGAAAAAUUGCGUGCCGAGAAGAAGAAAAUGAUGAGUUCGGGAAGUAGUGGCAGUGAUAAGGACUUAACCCUCACUUCAUAUUUGCAAUUACCGGACAAGAGCCCGAAACAAGACGAGAUUGACGCUAAACUGCUAGAUAUCGACUAUAACUAUGCCGAAAAAUUAAAACAGUUGAGUCGAGAGGAACUACAAGUUGAGAAACAGAAAGUCGAAGUGAGGGAACCCACAGAUCAGGAGCUUCUGACACGACUGAAAAGCCUGUUGCAGGAUAGUAAUAGCAAAAAUAAAGACAAACGUGCCGUAGAAAGCACCAAGAAAUUUUUGCAGAAAAUCGACGACACGUGUGUGACACUAAUCAACGAAAAAAAGUUAUUUGAAGACAAGCAAGAGGACAGGACUGUCGGUCAAGUGUCCGAAAAAACCUCAGUCAGUUUAAAAGACGACAAAACCCCUCAAUCAUUUCCCCUACUUUUGGACAUCCCAAAACUCCCCCGUCUCGAGGCACCGUCACUCGAGAAAAAGCGAAAAAAGCGCCCCCCGCCUACUAAAACCCUGCGCCCCAUUCCCGAGCCUGUCGUUCCGCACGAACUGUCGACGAUAAUCGAAGCCGAUAGUCAGCUGUCGGCCAAAGCCGAAAGCCCCGUCAAACCCAAGGGGAGACCCGGUUCUAGUGGUUCCAAGUCCGGUGACGUCCCUGAUAUUUUAACCGAGGUGGUCAAAGACAAGUCGUCGACUAAUUCGAGCGACUUGUCCGAAAUGGAGACAAUGGAGACCAUGUUGAUGAGUAUCGGAAUGGAGUGGGCGAUUCCCACGUUAAAGAAAACGCGCGAAGCGUUAGCGUUGACGUCAAGCUCCAGCGGGUCCAAGGAGAGUGGGGAAUUGAGUUUGAGGGAGUUUUUGAGUAAGAUUUCAAGCAGUUCGGAUGUAAUGUCGGCGAGUGACUCACAAGGGAUGUCGCUGAUUCAUGACGAUAAUAGGAUGACGUCGACGCCGAUUGCAGGGUACGGGGAGAAAAAAGACGGACAGCCGAUUUUUUUGACGGAUUCGGACCUUAGUUCGGUUAAGGAGAAUUCAGGAAGGGCCAAGGAUGUGGAACAAAGGUUUUUCGAAUUGCAGGAUCACUCGGGAAAGAAGGAAUGAAAUAGGAUGGGGGAUUAUCGUGGAUGUAAUUAUUUCUCUAUUUGUAAAUUUAGUUUUUUAAUAAAGGUGUUUUUAAAAUAAAAAUAAAA
Molecule: messenger RNA, 4268 nt
Organism: Tribolium castaneum (red flour beetle)
Lineage: Eukaryota; Metazoa; Arthropoda; Insecta; Coleoptera; Tenebrionidae
Exons: 3
Coding region: 202-4179 (1325 amino acids)
Molecular function (GO): microtubule binding
Source: RefSeq, a predicted model, not a curated record